This is a messenger RNA of Aspergillus chevalieri, 3750 nucleotides long. It is a transcript of the gene CLU1, whose product is annotated as translation initiation factor 3 subunit CLU1. NCBI's taxonomy places the organism in Eukaryota, Fungi, Ascomycota, Eurotiomycetes, Eurotiales, Aspergillaceae. Gene Ontology annotation, cellular component: cytoplasm. Gene Ontology annotation, biological process: intracellular distribution of mitochondria. Gene Ontology annotation, molecular function: protein binding; mRNA binding. The record is from RefSeq and is a predicted model, not a curated record. The transcript is spliced from 3 exons. Bases 1 to 3750 code for a protein of 1249 amino acids.
AUGGCUCAGACAAACGGCGACUUGGAGCACUCGAAAGAGGCUCCUCCCGCCCAGCCCGAGCAGGUCACCAAUGGAGAACAGCCGGAGGGAGAGCAGGAAGAUGGUGGUCUUUUCCAGAUCACUGUGAAGCUCCCUCAUGACCCUCACAAGAUCCAGGUCAUGGUCUCGAGUCAAGAGCAGGUCCAGGAUGUCCGUCAAUCGAUCAUUGAGCUGCCGGGUACCUUCCAGUACACUUGCUUCCACCUCGAGUUCAAUGGCAAACGCAUCAACGACUUUGUCGAACUGUCCGAGGUGCCGGCUCUGAAGGCGGACUCGGAAAUUGUCUUGGUGGAGGACCCGUACACUGAGAAGGAGGCACGGAUGCACAUUGUGAGGACGCGGGAAUUGCUUGGAGCCGCGGGCGAUCGCGUCGACAACAUCCAAGGUGUUAGCGCCGGUCUGUCCUUGCACGACUCCAUCUCCGAGGAGGCCGUCGCUGCUGCGGAGAAGGAGCACGCACUGUCCAAGUAUGAUAUUGCCGGCUCCUCAUCUCUGAAGACCAUUCUCCCCAGAGAAGAGGCUCCUCUUCCCAAGACUAUCAAGUCCAUCUCGCUAUCCACGUGGAACCCUCCUCCCUACCACCUCCGCCAGAAGGGCCACUUGCUCUACCUCCAGCUUACCACCAACGAGGGUGAACAGUUCCAGAUUACCUCGCACGUCUCUGGUUUCUACGUGAACAAGUGCUCGAACGCCAAGUUCGACCCGUUGCCCAAGACCACCCCCAAGAAGGGUAGCGCCCAUUCCCUGAUUACCCUGAUCUCUCAGUUGUCGCCCUCGUUCGAAUCCGCCUUCCAGGAGCUCCAGGAGGCCAACAACAAGAAGGAUCUCUUGACCACUUUCCCCUUCCAGAACGCCAUUCCUAAUAACCCAUGGCUUGUUCCUUCCCCGUCCGCCAAUGCCAACGCCCACCAGCCCGACAUUACCCGCUCCCAGGAGAACUAUCUUAUUGCUGGCGUGGACAAUGCCGAAACUCUGCGUGACUGGAACGAGGAGUUCCAGACCACUCGUGAGCUUCCCCGCGAUACCGUUCAGGAUCGCGUUUUCAGGGAGCGUCUGACCUCGAAAUUGUUCGCGGACUACAAUGAGGCCGCGGCCCGAGGUGCUGUCUUGGUUGCCAGGGGUGAGGUGCCGCCAUUGAACCCUACUGAGGACCGGGACGCCCAGAUCUUCGUGUACAACAACAUCUUCUACUCCUUCGGUGCUGAUGGUGUCGGUACUUUCACCUCUGAGGGCGGCGAUGAAGCCGCCCGCGUGGCUGUCGGCAAGGACGUUCUGGGUAUCAAGGCUGUGAACCAGCUUGACAUCAACGGCUUGUUCACUCCGGGAACCGUGGUCGUUGACUAUAUGGGCAAGCGUAUUGUCGGUCAGAGCAUUGUCCCUGGUAUCUUCAAGCAGCGGGAGCCUGGAGAGCACCAGAUCGACUACGGUGGUGUUGAAGGCAAGGACGUCGUUGCGACGCACCCUGAUUUCAAGCCCGUCUUCGAGAAGCUGUCCAAGGCCCUUCGUAUCAAGCAGCACCCCGUUUGGGACAAGGAGAACACCCGUCACGACCUCGAAGGCAGUGUCGAGACCAAGGGUCUUCUGGGUACCGACGGCAGGAAGUACGUGCUUGACCUGUACCGCGUGACUCCUCUCGAUGUCUCGUGGCAGGAAGAAGAAGGCAACGAUGCCUAUCCUCACCAGAUGUCCGUCUUGAGAUUGGAGCUCGUUGAAUCGUACUGGAGGCACAAGAUGAGCCAGUACGUGAAGGCCGAGGUAGAGGCUCGCCGCCAGGCCAAGGCCGAGGAGAAGGAGACCGCCAAGGCUGAGAACCCCGAAUCGAAGGAGGAGGAUAAGAAGACUGAAGAGCAGCCGGAGCAGGAGCGUGUUGAUAUCUCUGGAUUCAAUCUCGCCCUCAACCCCGACGUCUUCAGCGGCCAGGUUCCCCAGACCGCCGAGGAGAAGGAGCAGUGGGCCCAGGACGAGAAGGAGGUUCGCGAAACCUGUGACUUCUUGCGUACCAAGGUCAUUCCCGAACUGGUCCAGGAUCUCCAUGAUGGAGAUGUUGGCUUCCCCAUGGACGGCCAGUCGGUUAGCCAGCUCUUGCACAAGCGCGGUAUCAACAUCCGUUACCUCGGCAAGGUCGCUCAAUUGUCCAAGGAGAAGGGAUCUCGCCUGAACGCUCUUACCACUCUCGUGGUCCAGGAGAUGAUCACCCGUGCCUUCAAGCACAUCGCAAACCGCUACCUUCGCAAUGUGCCCGCCCCCUUCACUGCGUCGUGCGCUGCUCACCUGCUGAACUGCCUCCUGGGCGCCGACGUGAACGCCAGUCCCCGCGCCGACAUUGACAAGUCGUUGCGGGCGAUCUACCCCGACGGUGACUUCUCGUUCGAGAAGCUUGACCCGGCCACUCUCCGGGCCGAGAUCGAGCAACAGGUGAAGAUCCGCUACCGCUUCACCUUAGAGUCUGACUGGUUCAACUCCCUGAGACAUCUCCAACUCCUCCGUGACAUCUCUAACAGGCUUGGUCUUCAAUUGGGCGCUCGUGACUUUUCAUUCACCAAGUCUCAGCUGCCCGUGGUUCCCCAGGCCGUCAACGGUACCAACGGUGCCACUGAAGAGGCUAAGAGCAGCAGCAAGAAGAAGAAGAAGGGUGGUGACUCGGCUAACGCCGCAAACCGCCCCGCAGCGGACAACAAGCCCGCUGUCACGUUUGUGCCUGACGACAUCGUCAACAUCGUGCCGCUGGUUAAGGAUGCUUCUCCCCGAAGCUCGCUCGCCGAGGAGGCCCUGGAGGCUGGCCGUAUCUCUCUCAUGCAGAACCAGAAGCAAUUGGGCCAGGAGCUCAUUCUGGAAUCCUUGUCUCUGCAUGAGCAGAUCUACGGUAUCCUGCACCCCGAGGUUGCCAAGCUCUACCACCAGCUGUCGAUGCUGUACUACCAGACCGACGAAAAGGAGGCCGCCGUUGAGUUGGCCCGCAAGUCGGUCAUCGUCACUGAGCGCACUCUAGGUGUUGAUUCGCACGACACCAUCUUGGCCUACCUCAACCUCUCUCUCUUCGAGCACGCCUCUGGCAACACCAAGACGGCUCUUGCCUAUAUCAGACACGCCAUGGAUCUGUGGAAGAUCAUCUACGGAGCCAACCACCCCGACUCAAUCACCACCAUGAACAAUGCUGCCGUGAUGCUCCAGCACCUCAAGCAGUACUCUGACUCCCGCAAGUGGUUCGAGGCCUCCCUUUCGGUUUGCGAGGAGCUUUUCGGCAAGCAGUCCAUCAACACCGCCACCAUCCUGUUCCAGCUGGCCCAGGCCCUGGCUCUUGACCAGGACUCCAAGGGUGCCGUUGUUAAGAUGCGCGAGGCCUACAACAUCUUCCUCAACCAGCUCGGCCCCAACGAUCGUAACACCAAAGAGGCCGAGACCUGGUUGGAGCAACUCACCCAGAAUGCCGUGUCCAUUGCCAAGCACGCCAAGGAUAUCCAGGCCCGUCGUCUGCGCCGUAUCAACAUGGCCUCUCGCGUGUCGUCUCUCGGCACCAUGGUUCAGCCUCAGGUCGGCCAGUCUGCUGCUCAGACGACUGGUGCGGGCGGCUCCGGAAUGGAUGCUCGGAGCAUUGAUGAGCUGAUGAAGUUCAUCGAGGGUGGUGACGCCGGUGCUACCCGCAACAAGCAGAAGAAGCGUGCUGCGGCCAGCAACCCCAAGCUCCGCGGCUCGAAGAAGUCCUCUGAAUAA